Molecule: messenger RNA, 3060 nt
Organism: Populus trichocarpa (black cottonwood)
Lineage: Eukaryota; Viridiplantae; Streptophyta; Magnoliopsida; Malpighiales; Salicaceae
Product: ribonucleoside-diphosphate reductase large subunit
Exons: 16
Coding region: 263-2779 (838 amino acids)
Biological process (GO): deoxyribonucleotide biosynthetic process; DNA replication
Cellular component (GO): ribonucleoside-diphosphate reductase complex
Molecular function (GO): ATP binding; ribonucleoside-diphosphate reductase activity, thioredoxin disulfide as acceptor
Source: RefSeq, a predicted model, not a curated record
UCCACCUACCUCAUAGCCAUUCCGGCUCCAAAAGAUUUUCCCGCCAUAGCAACCCUCUGAAUCCGAAAACACAACUAUUUGGCGCCUUGCUCAUAUUUCAAAAUUGGUGUUUAGAGGAGGGAAGAAAACUCAACAUCCCUAAAAAUGAAACCUACCCACCCUCUUCGUCUCUCUUUCUCUCUUCCUAUAUAAGAAUUCCUUCUCUCUCCCAUUUCUUUCUGUGCUAAGAACCUGUUUGAUAAAAGUCUCGAAAGAAGCAAAUAUGUAUGUGGUCAAGAGAGACGGGAAGCAAGAGGCUGUCCACUUUGAUAAGAUCACUGCUAGAUUGAAGAAACUUAGCUAUGGCCUUAGCACUGACCACUGUGACCCUGUCCUUGUGUCUCAGAAGGUGUGUGCUGGUGUCUACAAAGGUGUCACCACUAGCCAGCUUGAUGAAUUGGCUGCCGAGACUGCUGCUGCUAUGACUGCUAAUCAUCCUGAUUACGCCUCUUUGGCUGCGAGGAUUGUUGUUUCAAAUCUGCAUAAGAACACUCAUAAAUCAUUUUCUGAGACGAUCAAAAUUAUGUACAACCAUUUUAAUGAGAAAUCUGGACUGAAGGCUCCUUUGAUUGCUGAUGAUGUUUAUGAAAUAAUUAUGAAGAAUGCUGCUCGCCUGGACUCUGAGAUCAUCUAUGAUCGGGACUUUGACUAUGAUUACUUUGGCUUCAAGACCCUUGAAAGAUCCUACCUGCUGAAGGUCCAAGGGAAGGUUGUGGAAAGGCCCCAGCACAUGCUAAUGAGGGUUGCUGUUGGAAUUCACAAAGAUGAUAUUGAUUCGGCACUCAAAACAUACCAUUUGAUGUCUCAGCGAUGGUUCACACAUGCUUCUCCCACCCUUUUCAAUGCUGGAACACCUAGACCCCAAUUGAGCAGCUGCUUCUUGGUGUGCAUGAAAGAUGAUAGUAUUGAAGGAAUAUAUGAUACAUUGAAGGAGUGUGCUGUUAUCAGUAAAUCAGCUGGAGGAAUUGGUGUAUCUGUUCACAACAUCCGUGCCACUGGAAGUUAUAUUCGUGGAACAAAUGGGACAUCUAAUGGCAUUGUUCCAAUGUUGCGGGUGUUCAAUGAUACUGCCCGCUAUGUUGAUCAAGGUGGAGGCAAGAGGAAAGGUGCUUUUGCUGUGUAUUUGGAGCCAUGGCAUGCAGAUGUAUUUGAGUUUCUUGAUCUUAGGAAAAAUCACGGAAAGGAAGAACACCGUGCUCGGGAUUUAUUCUAUGCUCUGUGGGUUCCUGAUCUCUUUAUGGAGAGAGUUCAAAGCAAUGGGCAAUGGUCAUUAUUUUGCCCUAGUGAGGCUCCGGGCUUGGCAGAUUGUUGGGGCAAAGAAUUUGAGGAACUAUACACCCGCUAUGAAAGAGAUGGCAAGGCCAAGAAGGUUGUCCAGGCACAAAACCUCUGGUUUGAGAUUUUGAAAUCUCAGAUAGAGACUGGGACCCCUUACAUGCUUUUUAAGGAUACUUGCAACAGAAAAAGCAACCAACAGAACCUGGGUACCAUAAAAUCUUCAAACUUGUGCACUGAGAUAAUUGAAUACACAAGUCCAACAGAAACUGCUGUGUGCAAUCUGGCUUCGAUUGCUCUACCACGAUUUGUUAGAGAGAUGGGAGUCCCUAUAGAGUCUCAUCCAUCUAAAGUUGUUGGCAGUAGAGGUUCCAACAGAAGAUAUUUUGAUUUUGAGAAACUAGCAGAGGUUACAGGAGUGGUUACAGUCAAUCUUAACAAAAUAAUUGAUGUUAAUUACUACCCUGUUGAAACUGCUAGAAGGUCAAAUUUCCGACAUAGACCCAUUGGCAUUGGAGUUCAAGGUCUCGCAGAUGCCUUCAUGUUGCUUGGAAUGGCAUUUGACUCACCCGAGGCACAAAAGCUGAAUAAGGACAUAUUUGAAACCAUUUAUUAUCAUGCUCUGAAAGCUUCUUCUGAGAUUGCUGCAAGAGAAGGUCCCUAUGAAACAUACGUUGGAAGUCCUGUGAGCAAGGGGAUUCUGCAGCCUGACAUGUGGGGUGUAACUCCUUCCAGUCUGUGGAACUGGGAUGCCCUAAGAGAAAUGAUAUCUAAGAAUGGGGUGAGAAAUUCACUUCUUUUGGCACCAAUGCCAACUGCUUCAACCAGCCAGAUUCUUGGAAACAAUGAGUGCUUUGAGCCAUAUACUUCAAACAUCUAUAGUCGUAGAGUUUUAAGGUUUGCUAUGCCAACCUAUUCUAUUCAGUUUAUUUUAAGAUCAAUUGCCUUAUGUUUGCUCUCUAAUUCUCUCUUCAGUGGUGAAUUUGUUGUGGUCAACAAACAUCUUCUUCAUGACUUAACUGAGAUGGGCCUUUGGUCUCCUGCUCUGAAGAACAAAAUAAUCUAUGAAGAUGGCUCUGUCCAGAAAAUCCCAGAAAUCUCAGAUGAUCUCAAGUGUAUAUACAAGACUGUUUGGGAGAUCAAGCAAAAGACAUUAGUUGAUAUGGCAGUUGAUCGUGGAUGCUUCAUAGAUCAGAGUCAAAGUCUUAAUAUACAUAUGGACCAACCCAAUUUUGGAAAACUAACUUCUCUACACUUCUAUGCAUGGUCAAAGGGUCUAAAGACAGGGAUGUAUUAUCUAAGAUCACAAGCGGCAGCUGAUGCCAUCAAGUUCACUGUUGAUACUUCUGUUUUUAAAGAAAAAAAGCCAGAAUUGGAUGAUGAUGCUGCUGCUGACGAUACUAAAAUAGCUCAAAUGGUUUGCUCCCUUACCAACCGUGAGGAGUGCAUGGCUUGUGGAAGUUGAGGGUUAGAUUUAGGAGCCAGAAAAGACGUGACUUUGGUUCAGGUUCUUGCAUGCAGGAGGGCACAAAAAUGAUCUGGUGUGGCCAAGCACCUCUGUUAGGUGUUGCUUUUGGGGGAUUUUUGUGUAUGGGUCAAGUCCAAUCCAGUGAAAUUAUAUAGGUAUAUGUUAUUUUUAAUGUCUGUAAAGCUUAAUCCUGCUACUGCUGAUUAAAUCCAUUAAGCCCUUGAAUUGGUGGCUUAAACUCAACUUCAAACUGCAACUGGAAAUGCCUUGUUUCCAAA